CAAAGGGCCCAGCCCCGCCCCAUCAUUCAUAUCACACUCAGGUGCGCUCGCUCCUCAGACAUCCGUCCACUCUCCUCCUUUCAUUCAGCUUCUGCACAGCGCUGCUCGUUGCAAGAGACAAGAUGGCAAUGAAAUUGGCAAACUGGAAAACACGCGAGCUUGCUCAACCGAUCCGUCUUCUGUUGGAAUACACUGGUACUAAGUAUGAGGAGAAGUUCUAUCCUUGUGGUGAUGGUCCCAACUACGACAAAAGCUGUUGGAUUAAUGAGAAAGAGAAACUUGGGAUGAACUUUCCUAAUUUGCCCUACCUAGUGGAUGGAGACAAGAAAGUGGUCCAAAGCAAUGCCAUAAUGAGAUACAUCGCCCUCAAACACAACCUCUGUGGGGAAACUGAAGAAGAGCAGGUGAGAGUUGAUAUCUUGGAAAACCAGGCGAUGGAUUUCCGCAAUGGUUUUGUCCAGCUUUGCUAUGGAGACUUUGACAAAAAUAAAUCAAGCUACAGUCAGAAAUUGCCAGGAUCUCUAAAGCAGUUCUCUGAAUUCCUGGGUGACAGGAAGUGGUUUGCUGGGGACAAGAUCACAUUUGUGGACUUCAUCAUGUACGAGCUUCUGGAUUUGCAUCUUAUGUUUUGCCUGGACUGCCUGGAUAAGUACAUAAACCUGAGACAUUUCCAGGAUAGAUUUGAGAGCCUUGAGAAGAUCGUAGAUUACAUGAAGUCGAACAGGUUCAUCAGAAAUCCUGUGAACAACAAGAUGGCCAAAUGGGGAAACAAGGAGUGAAAAAUAACAAGAUUUUGUCUUGAUUUGUUUUUUGGACAACCUUCCCAAUAAUAAAAAAAAAAAGAAUAACUAAAUUUACAUUCUAAUAAAAAAGUGUAUUAGAUAUUUUACUGUUUAGCUUUCCUUUUUAAAUAAAAACAUGAAUUCAGGAACUUAUUUUUACCCAAUAAAGCAUUAUUGCUUCGAAAUGAAAUGGUCAUGAAUGAUAUAAUGCAAUCCUGCAUUCAAAACAGGUUUUUAAACCAAAGGCAUCCCGAACGAACUGUACUGUUUUGGAUUGUAGAACUUUUUUGUAAAUUGAAACUUAAAUAUAACAAACAAAUUUAACAACAAAAUCAAAAGCUUACUUUAAGACCAAUAAACCAUGGCUACUAAUGUUGA
This is a messenger RNA of Puntigrus tetrazona (Sumatra barb), 1160 nucleotides long. RefSeq names its product glutathione S-transferase Mu 4-like. Lineage: Eukaryota; Metazoa; Chordata; Actinopteri; Cypriniformes; Cyprinidae. The transcript is spliced from 8 exons. The record is from RefSeq and is a predicted model, not a curated record. Gene Ontology annotation, biological process: glutathione metabolic process. The coding region runs from base 123 to 779 and encodes 218 amino acids. Gene Ontology annotation, molecular function: glutathione transferase activity.